GAUGUGUUUGUUCUGUGAAGGAAAUGUGUGGGUUUCUUUCAUUGUUUUUUUGUAAAGAAUUCAAAUAAGGUGAGUGCGAGUCCUUGAGGAGGUAUAUUUUAAAAAGGCGUGUCUUGAAACUCUGAGCGUAAAUCAUGGGUUGGUUGUUCAGAGGGGGUUUUAUCACUGAAACACUGCAUUCCUUUCAACCCGGAGUGAAGGACGCACACUUCUGAGAAAAUAAUGGUCACUCACAUCAAGACAAACAUGGCGCAAAUAACAGAGAAAGUCAUUUAUGAUGUUUUUCCGGAUGACCUUUUAAAUGACUAUGAAAAUAUAACGGAAGGACCUUCUGAUGGAGUACUGUACAUCUGCACCAAUGAAAAUAACCCACUGCAUCUGUUUCACUCCGUGUUUCAACCUCUUGUAUAUGGUGUGGUCUUUUUCCUGGGCCUAACAGGAAAUGGCCUCCUCCUGACCAUUCUGCUAAAACGGCGGAGGAACCUGCGCAUCACAGAGAUCUAUCUGCUACAUCUGGCACUGGCUGACCUGCUCCUCCUCUUCACUUUACCAUUUGCAGUUACUCAAGGGGUAGCUGGGUGGCCUUUUGGAAACUUUCUGUGCAAGCUAUUGGGCCUUGUUAAUCGCCUAAAUCUGGUGUGUGGGAGUCUGCUUUUGGCAUGCAUCAGCUUCGAUCGCUACCUCGCCAUUGUGCACGCCAUCCCCAGUCUCCAGACCCGUCGACCUAAGACCGUUCACCUCACCUGUGCACUGCUCUGGCUCCUAUGUCUAUUUGUGACCAUUCCCAAUAUGGUGUUCCUGUCUGUGAAGGAAGAGAACAACUCUACCAGGUUAUCUUGUUCUUACAACAACCAUGGCAUCCAUGCAAGCAACUGGAAGUUGACCAGCCGCUUCAUCACACACCUGCUGUGCUUCUUUCUGCCUCUGUUGAUCAUGGGGUACUGCUACACUUCUGUAAUCAUCACUCUUUGCCAAAGCCAGAGAAGUCUGGAGAAACAGGGAGCAAUUCGACUGGCCCUUCUGGUUACACUGGUUUUCUGCCUGUGCUGGCUACCAUAUAACAUCACCAUUUUUAUACAUACCCUGGUGAUGUUGGGUGCUAAGCAGAGCUGCCAUUCUCGCACCACACUGGAACAGGCGAUAAUAGUGACAGAGAGCAUUGGCUUUUCCCACUGUUGUCUGAAUCCAAUCUUGUAUGCCUUCAUUGGGGUCCGUUUUCGAAGAGACCUCCUGCAGUUGCUCGCAAAGAUGAAGUGUCUGCGUGUAUGCCUGUCAGGUCUGCGCACUAAAAAUUUGAACAGGGUAUCUGUCUCAGAGGCUGUUACUACCACAACAAGUAGCCAAUAUAUCUAAGAGCAGCUGAGCAUUUUUUGUACAUAUUUUUUUUUCUUUAAAUCGCCAACUAUCUGUGAUUUUCAGCUUUGCCUGCACACUGAGCCAAUCACUGCACAUGACUAAAUGCACAUAAUGUGAGCGCUUGAAAUAAUAUAAAUUUGAACAAUCUGUUAGUCAAAGGUUGAAUUUCAUUAAUAAGCAAAUCUAAGCACCAUACCUAAAAUGAUGUAAUGCUUUGCAUUGUGUUUUGAAUGGAUUCUGUUAAAUACAAGAUAAC
Messenger RNA from Sinocyclocheilus anshuiensis, 1612 nucleotides. Its product is annotated as C-X-C chemokine receptor type 5-like. NCBI's taxonomy places the organism in Eukaryota, Metazoa, Chordata, Actinopteri, Cypriniformes, Cyprinidae. Gene Ontology annotation, molecular function: C-C chemokine binding; C-C chemokine receptor activity. Bases 223 to 1353 code for a protein of 376 amino acids. Gene Ontology annotation, biological process: positive regulation of cytosolic calcium ion concentration; immune response; calcium-mediated signaling. The record is from RefSeq and is a predicted model, not a curated record. The transcript has 2 exons. Gene Ontology annotation, cellular component: membrane; external side of plasma membrane.